Messenger RNA from Bolinopsis microptera, 1731 nucleotides. RefSeq lists its product as uncharacterized. The record is from RefSeq and is a predicted model, not a curated record. Lineage: Eukaryota; Metazoa; Ctenophora; Tentaculata; Lobata; Bolinopsidae. Bases 1 to 1731 code for a protein of 576 amino acids. The transcript has 2 exons.
AUGGAUGGCUUACUUGAGUCCAUAAAGGAUGCUGCAAAAUCGUCAAUUGGUGUCAUCAGACACAGGAAACGUAAUCGCAGCGACGAUGAUGAGGUGAAAAACUUAUCUAGCCAGCGUUACUUGUUGAGACAGCAGCUUAAUGAUAACCAGUCUUUAGACAGAACCUCACUUAGAUCAUCUAUUAACUGCCUCACCAAUCAGAUCAAGCAGAGACUUUCUAACAUACGAUCAGCUGCUGCUGAUGCUAUCUGUAAUACCAUCAGUUCAACAACAGAUAGUAAGAAAAUGUUUGAAGCUGUUCGAACCCUGAACUUACCUAAAAGUAAAGCCCCUUCUAGUAUUGGUGUUCAUGAUGAGCAAGGGUGCAAUAUUGCAACAGACACUGGUAAAGCUGCCGUAGUUGCUAAGUACCUUGAGCAACAACUUACUCGUGAUGAAGCACCUUUAGAACCUUUUGUAGGACCUCCUCGCCCACUAGUUAAGCCAUUCACUAGUGAAGAAAUCGGAUCAGCUGCUAGAAGUCUCAAAAAUGGUCGAGCUAACGGCCCAGAUGGGAUUCCUAAUGAGCUUCUCAAGUAUUCUACUGGAUCAGUACACAGACGUUUUGCAGACAUUAUCAAUAGAAGCUUCGAGACCAAUUCCUACCUUGACCCCAUUGGACAGGCAAACAUUACCCCCUUACAGAAGCCAAAUAAGCCCAUUGGUCCAGUGAAGAAUCUACGACCCCUCACUCUCUCAAAUGCUGUUAGAAAGAUUCUUUCAAUGGCAACCUUGAAGAGAAUUGAGAAUAAAGUCAAUGCCUUCACUGGUCCAUGGCAAUGUGCUUACAAGCAGGGUAGAUCAUGUGCUGACAUUGUAUGGUGCCAGCGUGUGAUGUUAUCAGUUGUCCAGAGGAAGAGGUGGGAAUACCAUCGUAUGGGGAUCGACAUGUCUAGUGCCUUUGACACUAUACGACGAUCUACCAUCCUCGAUCUUCUUGUUGAGUGUGGCUGUGAUGAUGACGAAGUCCGUUUGGUAAGACUUUUGCUUUCCAACACCAAGCUCAAAGUCAACAUCAACGGUACACUGUCUGCUGAAUUCCAGAGUUUUCUCGGUGCAUUCCAAGGUGACUGUCUGUCUGGAUGCUUGUUCACACUUGUCUUAGCGGGUUCCUUGCGUGACCUCCGUAACAGGCUUGAAACUGCAACGAAUAGGCCUAACCCACCUAUCACCGAUAUUGGUCUUCCACUUGACAGUGAGUAUGCUGAUGAUAUCGACUUCAAUGAUGAAGAUGAAGACAAUUUGAGGGAGCUGUUGCCUAUUGCAACAGAAGUCCUUAAAGAUUGGAAUCUCUUCGUUAACGAAGACAAAACUGAUUUCACUCAUGUGUACUUAGCUGAAAAGGGAGCUAAAGACGAUCAGGGUAAGCCAAUUGCAGGGAACGAGCUCUGGAGAAAGAGUAUCACGCUUGGCUCCAUGCUUUGUAGCAAGGAGGACAUCUCUAGAAGGAUAUGUCUGGGAUAUGCCGCGUUUAACAAAUACAAGAAAGCUUGGAACCAUAAGAUCCCUCUGAGCAAGAGGCUUCUGUUGUAUGAGGCUCUGCUAAAGUGGCUCGUAGUCGGUGGAGGAUGCUCGGACAUGUACUGCGUGGGCCUACAGAUGGCCCAGCCUAUUCGUCGCUUGUUUUUGCUGUCAACACCUUACAGCUUCAAGGGCGGCGUGGAAGAUCGCAGUCAAACCUUUUCUCACUGA